Molecule: messenger RNA, 1779 nt
Organism: Rhineura floridana
Lineage: Eukaryota; Metazoa; Chordata; Lepidosauria; Squamata; Rhineuridae
Product: vomeronasal type-2 receptor 26-like
Exons: 3
Coding region: 1-1779 (592 amino acids)
Biological process (GO): G protein-coupled receptor signaling pathway
Cellular component (GO): membrane
Molecular function (GO): G protein-coupled receptor activity
Source: RefSeq, a predicted model, not a curated record
AUGGUCCCAAAAGAUGAAUACCUGUACACAGGGAUUGUCAGGUUGCUCCUGCAUUUCAAAUGGACCUGGAUUGGUCUCUUUGCUCCAAACAAUGACAAUGGAGAAAGGUUCAUGAGUUCUUUGUCACCUAUACUCACCUCAAAUGGCAUUUGUGUGGCCAUCUCACAAAGAAUCCCAGAACUGAUUGUGUCUAGAGUGCUAGUUUCCUCUGAUUCACUUCUCACAUGGACACAAGUCAACGUAUUUGUUUACUAUUCAGAGACUCGCUCUUUCUAUGGUGGGAUAUUCCUUAUAAAUCAGAUACUUACAUGGCUGAUAAAGCCCACUGAGGGGAAAGUCUGGAUUACAACAGCUUUGUGGGACAUCACCUCAACAUUGUCUGACAGAAGAUUACAUUUCCAGCACAGCCAUUCAUUCUUUUCCUUCUUAAUCCAGACAAAGGAUUCUCUAAAACGUGACAACUUUGAUGUGAGUCACAUUGUUCCUUACUGGAGGAAAGCAUUUCAUUGUUUCUAUUCAAAGCACUUGUUGUCCGUGAAACAACAGUACAGAUGUGAACAGAGAGGGGAUUUGCCCCUGGAUAUGAUUGCACAAAGUUUGUCCCAAGACAACUACUUCAUAUACAGCAGUGUCCAAGCUGUAGCACAUGCCUUAAAUGCUGCUUAUUCCUCCAGAUCCAGGAGGAUGUCUAUGAUGGGUGGAGGAGACAGGCUGGGACUUCAGAGGCUGCAGCCAUGGCAGAAUUUGCCUCAUUCAAGGUGCACCAGAAGCUGCCCCCCUGGGUACGUCAAGGUGAUUCAAGAAGGAGAGCCUGUUUGCUGCUACGCUUGUGGUCCAUGUCCCAAAGGGACCAUCUCCAUUCAGGAAGAUGCAGACCAUUGUACCAGAUGUCCAGGAGAUCAGCAUUCAAACAAGGACCGUGAUCAAUGUGUCCCCAAAAUUAUCACCUUCCUGGUUUAUGAAGAACCUUUGGGGGUCCUCCUUGCUUCCUUUGCUCUCAUUUUGUCUUUAACCACAGUCUUACUGUUAGGAAUCUUCAUUAAAUUCCUGGAAACUCCAAUAGUCAAAGCCAACAACCGAGACCUCUCCUUCAUCCUCCUCGUCUCCCUCCUGCUCUCCUUUUUGUCCUCCUUCCUCUUCAUUGGCCAGCCAAGGAAAGCCUCCUGCCUUCUCAGACAAAUGGCCUUCAGCACCAUCUUCUCAGUUGCCAUUUCUUCUGUGCUGGCAAAAACCAUCACUGUGGUGCUGGCCUUCCUGGCCACAAAGCCAGGGAACAGGGUGAGGAGAUGGCUGGGGAAAGGUUUGGCAAACACCGUUGUUAUUUCUGGUUCCAGUGUUCAAGUUGUCAUCUGUACCAUCUGGCUGGGGAACUCUCCCCCAUUCCCAGACUCUGAUAUGCACUCCCAGCCUGGAGAGAUCAUCCUGCAAUGCAACGAAGGAUCUGUUGCCAUGUUUUAUGGUUCCCUCGGUUACAUGGGCUUCCUGGCUGCCAUCUGCUUCACGGUGGCUUUCCUAGCCAGGAAGCUGCCCGGGGCCUUCAAUGAAGCCAAGGUGAUCACUUUCAGCAUGCUGGUCUUCUGCAGUGUUUGGGUCUCCUUUGUGCCCACCUACCUGAGCACCAAGGGGAAAUACAUGGUAGCCGUGCAGGUCUUCUCUAUCUUGGCCUCCAGUGCUGGGCUACUGGGCUGUAUUUUCAUCACCAAGUGCUACAUUAUUAUUUUGAGACCUGAUCUGAAUACAAAGGAGCUUCUAACAACAAAAACAAAAGAUGGCUUCUGA